AUGAAAUACGAUGUGAAGAUCUUUUGUCUCAGUCAGCAGAUAUGAUUAUACAUUUUCCUUGCUUUUCAGCUACUAUUAAUUUCAUUAUCCAUUGGCAGUGUUUUUACAGACCAUUGAGUUAAACAAGGCAGAGACAGUUCUAAAUGGCAAGGAGGAAUUUCAAGCUGUACGAGUGGCCCAGCGGAAUGAAAAGGGAAAACUUAUGCGACUCUUGCUGAAAAUCUGUGUGACAAGGAUGACGAUUUAGAUAAAGCCAUGUGCUAUACUUUUGAGCAUUUAAGGGACGCUGGGCUUUCUUUUAUUAUUUUGGAAAUAUGCACAAUUUUAUUUACGUGCACUUGGCUAAUUGUUUUGCUUUUUAUUUUAUUCGGGAAUAAGACAAUAAAGGCGUGACUGCAAGUUAUUUUCCCAAUAUUUGGGCUAGGAAGUCACAUAAUUGGACUGAUUUUAUGAAAUACAGUUGCGCACUCAAGCUUUGGAGCAGAUUGCGAAAAAGAUGUCAAAGGCGAUAACCCUCCUGACCUCUGCUGUACCGAUGGCCCAGCAAUAGCUAAACCUAAUUGCAAAGAUAAAAGCAAUCCUUCUCGUAGCAGCUAUCCUAUUUUAUAUAAUAAAUGAGAUAACGACUAAUUUUUAAGAAUCCCAUUCGUUGUAAUUAGGUCUAUCUCCUUAUGUAUAAUAUACGGAUUGUCAAUAACUCUCUAUUUUAUAUUAAUAUAUUACCAAUCCAAACAAACAGAAGAAGAAACGCCCAUUCCGGACUUAAUGUCUCAAAGAUACGAAGGCCGGCACAAAUGGAAUAGCAGUGCUAAAUAUUCAAUGGAGCUUGAAAUGCACUCAGAAGAGAGCAAAGACGAAGGCUAA
Molecule: messenger RNA, 864 nt
Organism: Blepharisma stoltei
Lineage: Eukaryota; Ciliophora; Heterotrichea; Heterotrichida; Blepharismidae
Source: the annotation of a GenBank genome assembly